Messenger RNA from Ichthyophthirius multifiliis, 259 nucleotides. RefSeq lists its product as hypothetical. The annotation marks the transcript as partial. The record is from RefSeq and is a predicted model, not a curated record. Lineage: Eukaryota; Ciliophora; Oligohymenophorea; Hymenostomatida. The transcript has a single exon.
CCUAUAUUUAUUAAAAAAUUGAUAAAUUUAAAUAAAAAUGCUAUUUUUUUUAUUUUACAUUCUAUUUUAUAUAAUAAAUGUAUAUUUGUUUUUCUUAAAUAUAAGUAUCUUAUUACUUGCUUAUUUUUUGAUUUUUAAAAAAUAUUUAUUAUUAAAAUAUAUAAUUAUUAUUAUACAAACUAUUUUUUGUAUAUAUAUUUGGCUUUCUUUAUAUUUUUACACACUUUUUUUUUAUUUUUAUUAUUUAUUUUAAAUUAAA